CAUAGUUACACCCUCACUGACCCACUCACCGGAUAGAUAGAAACCGAUCGCAUAAAAAAGGACUUUCUUGGUUUCCCUGCAACACUUGUUUUGUCCUCUUCUUCCUAUGGAGUAUGGGAUAACAAAGAUUCAAACAUAGACAGCAAAGUAACUUAGACAAGUUUUCUCAAAGUCCCUACUUUAACACACUUUUCUCUCUCUCUCUCUCUCUCUCUAUGAUUCUGUCCCUUGAGGAAAAAGUGACAUGAACCUUCUUGGUCGUUUACUGCUUAUGUGGGUAUUAAACACUACUUUUCUUUCGGCCAUAAUUGAUGCCAGAUCAGAGCCUGCUGUAUCAUCCGUUCCUGAGCCUGUUUUUGUUAAGGAGAGACAACCCACUUCUCAAUUUUCUCUAAAAAUGCAAGCUGAAUCUCCAGGAGUGCCAGAGGUUGGAGUAGCGCACCACCAAGAUUUGAACAAAAAAAUUCUUAUAAUGCUCAUUGUUGCUUCCACUCUUCUUGGUGGAAUUUUUCUGUUUCUAUUAUAUUUUUGGUUUUACAGAUGCAAAAACUCGAAGAACUCCAAGGAGAAAAGCGAAAAGAGCAUAGAGGCUGGAAAAGGGAUGUCUUUGAGUCCAAUUAUGGUUAGAUUUAAUUCCUUGAGGAUGGUCAAUAAGAAAAGUUCUGUAGCUAUAUUUGAUUAUCAAUCAUUGGAAGCCGCAACGAACAAUUUCCAAGAAAGUAAUGUUUUGGGUGAGGGUGGUUCUGGACGAAUCUACAAAGCUCGUUUUGAUGAAAAAUUCCUUGCAGCAGUGAAGAGAAUUGAUGGUCUCAGACAAAAUGCAGCAAGAGAAUUUGAAAAUGAGGUGAAUUGGUUGAGUAAAAUCAGGCAUCAGAAUAUUAUUAAACUUUUGGGUUACUGCAUUUAUGGCGAAUCAAGGUUUCUCAUUUAUGAAAUGAUGGAGAAAGAGUCUUUGGAAACUCAACUUCAUGGACCUACCCGAGGAUCAGCUUUAACAUGGCACCUGAGGAUGAAAAUAGCUGUUGAUGUUGCUAGAGCUUUAGAAUAUCUUCAUGAGCACUGCAAUCCUCCUGUGGUUCAUAGAGACAUAAAAUCUUCUAACAUUCUUCUGGAUUCUAAUUUCACUGCAAAGCUAUCGGAUUUUGGCCUUGCCGUAACUUCUGGCACCGAAAACAAGAACGUAAAGCUUUCAGGAACUUUGGGCUAUGCAGCACCAGAGUACCUUUUAGAUGGUAAACUAACUGAUAAAAGCGAUGUCUAUGCUUUUGGAGUUGUCCUUCUAGAACUUCUGAUGGGAAGAAAGCCAUUGGAGAAUGUUUCCCCAGCUCAAAUCCAAUCUAUUGUCACAUGGGCUAUGCCCCAGCUUACAGACAGAUCAAAGCUUCCAAACAUUGUGGAUCCUGUAAUAGAAAACACAAUGGACCUAAAGCACUUAUAUCAGGUUGCUGCGGUGGCUGUACUAUGUGUACAACCGGAGCCAAGUUACCGGCCACUGAUAACGGAUGUCCUGCACUCGCUCAUCCCUCUUGUCCCUUCUGAGCUUAGGGGGUCACUCAGAUUUACAGAACCUACCGAGCCAGCCUGCUCUGAAUCUUCCAGCUGACUGCAGAAACAUUGGUUGAGACUCUUACACAUUGCCCUGCUAGAAAGAAAGUUUUUGUUUUUGUUUUUGUUUUUGAUUUCUAUUUUUGUGAUUACAGAUGUAAAGUGUAGUAAUUUUGAGGGGAUUUUUUCAUGACAAUCUCAUAACAUUUUACUUUUAGGUUAGACAUCCUUUUCCCCCUAGUUGUACAACAGAAUUAAAAAGCAACAUUAGAAUGGAAAGAUUCUUCUGUGUGUUAAUGCU
Molecule: messenger RNA, 1846 nt
Organism: Corylus avellana
Lineage: Eukaryota; Viridiplantae; Streptophyta; Magnoliopsida; Fagales; Betulaceae
Product: Protein kinase superfamily protein
Biological process (GO): protein phosphorylation
Molecular function (GO): protein kinase activity; ATP binding
Source: RefSeq, a predicted model, not a curated record